CGGUUUUAAAAGAGGGAAAAUUUUCGUGUCAUUUUAGAUCAUGCAACUGGUUUGGCAGGAUUUGGAGGUGGGUCUCAGGCUCUAGGGGAGGAACCAGUACACUCCCUGGGAGAAGCUUGGAGACCGACUGGCUCCAGUGCUGCUGCCCUUCCAAGAUGUGGGUCUAUGCUCUGGCCUUCACUUUUUUCAGCACCUUCCCAGUUCAGGGGCACCCAUCCUCACCGCCUGUGGUGAACACCGUGUAUGGCAAAGUCCUGGGGAAGUAUGUCAGCCUGGAAGGAUUUACACAGCCUGUGGCCGUCUUCCUGGGAGUCCCUUUCGCCAAGCCCCCUCUUGGAUCUCUGAGGUUUACUCCUCCACAGCCUCCAGAGCCAUGGAAAUUUGUGAAGAACACCACGUCUUACCCUCCCAUGUGCUCCCAAGAUACAAUGGCAGGGCAGGUGCUCUCACAGCUGUUAACCAACAGAAAGGAGGACAUUCCUCUCACGUUUUCUGAAGACUGUCUGUACCUGAAUAUUUACACUCCUAUCAACUUGACAAAGAAAAGCAGGCUACCGGUGAUGGUCUGGAUCCAUGGCGGUGGUCUUAUAGCGGGUGGCGCAUCAACCUAUGAUGGAGUGCCUCUCUCGAUCCAUGAAAAUGUAGUGGUGGUGACCAUUCAGUACCGGCUGGGCAUCUGGGGAUUCUUUAGCACAGGGGAUGAACACAGCCGAGGGAACUGGGGUCACUUGGACCAGAUGGCUGCACUGCGCUGGGUGAAGGACAACAUUGCUAACUUUGGAGGGAACCCUGGCUCAGUGACCAUCUUUGGACAAUCAGCGGGUGGUCAAAGUGUCUCUGUUCUUGUGUUAUCUCCCCUGGCCAAAAACCUCUUCCACAGGGCCAUUUCUGAGAGUGGUGUGGCCCUCACCGCUACUCUGUUCAGCAAUAACAUCAAGCCUCUGGCUGAGAAAAUUGCUGUUACUGCUGGGUGCAAAACCACCACAUCAGCCAUCAUGGUUCACUGUCUGCGCCAGAAGACAGAGGAUGAGCUCUUGGAGACAACUGUGAAAAUGAAUUUUUUUAGUGUGGAUCUUUCUGGAGACCCCAGAGAGGGCCAUUCUUUCUUGCCCUCUGUACUUGAUGGAGUAGUGCUGCCAAAGACUCCUAAAGAGAUUCUGGAGGAAAAGCAUUUCCAUACUGUCCCCUACAUCGUGGGAAUCAACAAACAAGAGUUUGGCUGGUUCCUUCCAGUGAUGAUGGGCUAUCCGAUCUCUGAAGACAAGCUGGACCAGCAGACAGCUGCAUCACUCUUGUGGAAGUCCUACUCUAUUCUUAAAAUCCCUGAGAGACUGAUUCCAGUGGUCACUGAAGAGUAUUUAGGAGGGACAAAUGAUCUUUUAAACAAGAAAGACCGAUUCCUGGACCUGAUUGCAGAUGUGAUGUUUGGUGUCCCUUCUGUGACUGUGGCUCGUGGUCACAGGGACGCUGGAGGCCCUGUCUAUGUGUAUGAAUUCCAGUAUCGCCCAAGCUUCUCAUCAAACUUGAGACCCAAGACAGUGAUAGGAGACCACGGUGAUGAGCUCUUCUCAGUAUUGGGUGCUCCAUUUUUAAAAGAUGGUGCUUCAAAAGAGGAGAUUAACCUCAGUAAGAUGAUGAUGAAAUUCUGGGCCAACUUUGCUCGCGAUGGGAACCCCAAUGGGAAGGGUUUGCCCCAAUGGCCAAAGUAUGACCAGAAGGAAGGAUACCUGCAGAUUGGCACCACCACUCAAGUUGCUCAUAGGCUAAAAGAAAAGGAAAUGGUUUUCUGGACUGAGCUCUGGGCCAAGGAAGCAGUGGUGAAGCCACCCCAUAAAGAACAUGUUGAGCUCUGAACAGGAAGCCCAUCCAGCCUUUGGAACAGCUAAGACAGAUGUUUUCUACAGAAGGUGUUGGUAGACCAAUGUGAUAAUGCUUACAGAGUUGGGAGAACUGUGUGAUGGUGGUGUGCAAAGUCCAGGGAGAAGGAAUGCUUUAUUUGUGGCCACAAUUUGUGAAUAAAUUUAAGUACUGUGAUUAAA
Messenger RNA from Cavia porcellus (domestic guinea pig), 2039 nucleotides. Its product is annotated as liver carboxylesterase 1-like. Bases 156 to 1853 code for a protein of 565 amino acids. The transcript has 14 exons. Gene Ontology annotation, cellular component: endoplasmic reticulum; lipid droplet. Gene Ontology annotation, biological process: lipid catabolic process. NCBI's taxonomy places the organism in Eukaryota, Metazoa, Chordata, Mammalia, Rodentia, Caviidae. The record is from RefSeq and is a predicted model, not a curated record. Gene Ontology annotation, molecular function: carboxylic ester hydrolase activity.